This is a messenger RNA of Rosa chinensis, 4518 nucleotides long. RefSeq names its product glucan endo-1,3-beta-glucosidase 14. Gene Ontology annotation, cellular component: plasma membrane. The record is from RefSeq and is a predicted model, not a curated record. Bases 2663 to 3997 code for a protein of 444 amino acids. Gene Ontology annotation, molecular function: hydrolase activity, hydrolyzing O-glycosyl compounds. Lineage: Eukaryota; Viridiplantae; Streptophyta; Magnoliopsida; Rosales; Rosaceae. The transcript has 5 exons. Gene Ontology annotation, biological process: carbohydrate metabolic process.
UUUGCCCCUGUUUGUGCCCAUGAUUUACAGAGAAACAGAAAGGAGACAGUUGGUUGUGGCUUCUGCCGACAUAAUAGAGCAAAAGAGAGGAGACGUGGCUAUCGAUGAUUUCGUUUCGCUCUGAUAGAUAGAGAGACAGAUGGUUUCAUUUCCAUGGAGAGAGAGAGAUAGAGAAGGAUGCGAUUUCCAACAAAAUUCCAGGUUGUGCGACAGUGGUAUUUAUUUCAUUCUUGAGGAUCGGAUCGGAUCGGAAGCCAUAUUGCUUCGAUCAAGAAACUUCCACCAGCCAAGGAGAUAACUUUUUUUCAUUUGGGUAGUGGUCAUUGGCAUCUCAGCCUCUGGAAAUUGAGCUAACCCACCAAGAUCAAUGGUUCUCUUACUCGUGUUUUUGCAUUUAAUUGCGUAAAGUUGAAUUCUUCGAUGCUUUUCAGUCAGUUUGAUGUUUUCAAUUGGUUUUGGUUAUUGUUUUCUUUGAUUUUGGUACUCAUGAUGUGGGUUUGGAUGUUGGUAAUGGAAACUGGCUUUCUUUUGAUCAUUUGUGAGGUACUCUAGUUCUAUUUCUAAUGGAAAAUAGUUCAUUGAGUGAUUUGUGAUUUUGGGUUUUUGGUUAGUAUUGAUUAAAGAGUUGGUUCAGACUUGAAAUUCACUCUGGUUGCUGAGAAUGAUUGGUGUUUGAGUUAAUCAGUUGAAUAUUUUGCUGUAAUUUGGUUAUAAUCAGUUACAUAUUGGUUUCUGUUUUGGCAUUUGACUUCUAUUAUCUGCCUUAAGGAUUCUGUCAAAUUGAGUUUCACUGCUUUUGCUUUCCUCUAAUGCACAUGUAGUUUGGAGAACAGCCUCAUAUAAAUUACCAGAUUUCUAAUAUAUAAUCCCAAAGGCUUGGCUCAUUUGCUUAAAUUUUGCUUCUGAUUGGUAAGUAGAGACUGUUCUUUUUCUGAUGAAAGUGAGAUUUUCAAAAUUGGGCAGGUCUUGCCAAUUGUCAAUCAGUGCUUACUACGUUAACAUGCUACAGGUAAGAUCAUCAGUCGAAUGACGGUCGUUGCUGAAGUUAGGCAUGUGGAUCUAUUUCACUCGACCAAUGUAGUAUCAAUUUAAGGCAUUUGGAAUUAUUCCAUGUCAGUAGAUGCAGCGACCGCACUUCCUCACGGGCGAAAGUCGAAGAGGACUUUACUGUUCAUCUUGGGGAAACUUUCGAACUUCCAAUUUUGCCCAUGGUUUGGCUGAGGUGGAACACAGCAAGUAGGGUUAGAAACAUAAAUGCAGAAAGCAUGGUGAGGUGGCAGAUCCUGGAGAGAGAGAGAGGAGACAGACAUGAGGCUUCUGCCGACGCCAAGUAAAAAAUAGAGAGAAGAGAAUAGGGGGAGAAGGGAAAGAGGAAGAAACAGGAGCCAAAGUUUCAUCAACCAAUAAUUAAGAGAUUGUCUGAUAACUUAAGGAGAGUAAUGAAUUCCACUAUCUCUCUGAGGAUUUUUCAGUCAUAUAGAAAACGAGGAGGCAAAAAAAAAAAAAACAAAGAGAGAAGAGGAUGUACUACAGAAGAGGGAAGAAAGGAAAGAGGAAUUGAGAGGAGACAAAUAUAUCAAGGAGGUUUUUAUCUGGGUUUUAUUUUCUUCCUUUUGAUUUCUGUUGCUUUUCAUUCCUGCAUGGUUCUUUGUUCUAGAGUUUUGGAGUUGGGUUUGAGUGGGCUCUGGAAUUGAUUUUGGUCCUGCAUGGUUCUUUGUUCUAGAGUUUCGAAGUUGGAUUUGAGUGGGCUCUGGAAUUAAUUUUGGUUUAGGAUUAUAGAGAUAUGAAGUAGGGAAUUGGUUUUGGUUUUGAUUUUGAUCGAGAUUGAGAUUUUAUUGAUUUGGAUAGGUCAUUGAAAGGGUUUUCAUGAUUUUGUUUUUAUAGGCAAUGAAAGAGACGAGUUUUGCAGUAGAAUCUCAGCCAAAACAGGUGAGAAAAAGUUUUGGCCAAGGAAAGGGAUUUGAGCCAUUUUCAGAUUGUCUGCAAUUUUGACCCAGUCACUUUAGCAAAACUGUACUGAUCUACUGGGAAUUUGAGGAAGUUCAUAAUAGGAAGUUGCGAUACAAAGCUCCUAGAACUGCUGGAUUGUAGAAAUUGCUAAACAUCAAUGCUCUUUCAAAUAAAGUUCAUGUAUGCCUUUAUUGAUUUUAAAAAAGUUUGUAUUAGUACAAGCAUAUUGUGGUUUAUUAAAUAUAUAUGGAACAACUACAAGUUCAUUCAGCCAUUUUUCAAAAAUCAGAAUGAAGAGGUGUGCCAGCAUCGCACUUCCGCCGCUAGUAACCGCUAGUAAUUAGUAAGUUAGCAUGUUGCUAUUAAUUCCGGCCUUUCACCCUCUGAAUCAGAAUACGCUCUUUCCUUUUUGUUCAAGGCAGAAAUUAGAAAAUAGGAAUAUAAAAUAAAGUAGGUUUCCUAAUAGGAUUAGGGUUAGAGAUUUUUAGUGCGUGGGACAUUCCUAAUUUCACUUUCGUAAUUUUACAUUUGGUUUAAGUUUAGCAAAGAAAAUAAGAAUUCUGAAUCCUUGUUAAUCAGGGAAGAGUGUAAUUCUUCCUAUUCCUAGUAGGCUUUUGGACUCUUACUCACCCUAUAAAUCCUGAUGUUUUUUGGAUAAUCUGGACGUGUUCUUUGUAGUGAGAUUUGAGAGAGUUAUUGCUACUUCUGCUGCAUGCUUUGUUUUUCUAGUUAUUUGUCAAUGGCAAGUUUUAGAAGAAUCAGUGCUGUUUUUCUUCUUCUGUGUUCGCUGAUUUGUUUACUACAUGGAGUUUCAUCACUUGGCAUAAACUAUGGCCAACUCGGUGACAAUUUGCUGCCACCACAGCAAGUAGUGAACCUCCUAACCGCCAACAACAUCACCAAAGCAAGAAUCUACGACACAAAUCCACAAAUAUUAACUGCAUUCGCCAAUUCCAAUAUUGAGCUAAUUGUGACAGUUGAAAAUGAAGUGCUGGGAGAAAUAACCAAUUCCGAAGCAGGCCUUCAAUGGGUUAGCACACACAUCAAGCCUUAUUUUCCCGCAACGAAAAUUACAGGCAUAGCUGUGGGGAACGAGAUUGAUGCAACGGAUUUGCUACCUAACCUUGUACCGGCCAUGUCCAGCAUUCAAGGGGCACUUUCUCAGCUAGGCCUUGACUCAAACAUCAAGGUGUCAUCGUCUUUUUCUUAUUCGGUGAUCAAAGAGUCUUAUCCGCCUUCUGCUGGCAGUUUCAAAAGCGAGCUCUCCAGUGUAAUGUCACAAUUGUUACAGUUUCUGUCAAGCACAAAGGCACCAUUUUGGAUCAAUGCAUAUCCUUACUUUGCAUACAAGGGCAACUCGAAAGAAAUUCCUCUAGACUAUGUGCUUUUCAGUAAUGCCGGUUCAUCAGCAGGAGUGACCGACCCUACUAGCAAUUUGCACUAUGACAACAUGUUGUAUGCUCAAGUAGAUGCAGUCACUUAUGCCAUUUCUAAAUUGGGCUUCGAUGGCAUAGAGGUUAGGGUCGCAGAGACAGGGUGGCCAUCAAAAGGGGAUGUUGGUGAACUUGGUGCAAGUUUAGAGAAUGCUGCUAUAUACAAUGGGAACUUGUUGAAGAGGCAAUUGGCCAACGAAGGUACACCUUUGAGGCCUAAGCUUGAUGUCUAUAUUUUCGCUCUUUUUAACGAGAACAAGAAGCCUGGACCAACAUCGGAGAGGAAUUUUGGUCUAUUCCAACCGGAUGGAACUUCGGCUUACAAUGUGGGCUUGUUUGGAUCAUCAUCUACCUCAACUAAUGCCCCAUCACCCCCAUCGCCAAGCCUAUCAAAACCACCAACUUCAGCUACCAACUCAACUGCUGCCUCAUCAUCACCCUCAAUCCCAUUAAAAUCAUCAAGCUCGGCUACCAAUUCAACUAAUGCCUCAUCCCCCUCGUCACUUCCUGAGAUUGGUAUGACUUAUUCCUUUGGUGCCAAGGCAACAACAAUGGGAAGCUUGGUGUACAUUUUUCUUUGUGUAUUGACCUUCCAAUUUUGUAUGAUGAUCUAGAACACCAAUAUGGCGAAUGCACGCAUGCGAGUUCAAAUUGGCUUAGUAAUUUGUUCGAUCAAGUAUAUAGGAUGCUGUAAAUUAGACACCAACAUUUUUUUUUUCGUAAGUGUGUGUGUGUGUAUUACUUCUCUCUUUUUUUGUAAGUGUGUGUGUGUAUUUCGUCUCUUGUGAUGUUAAGUUCAUCAAUAUAAAGGAUCUGGCUUUAACCUUAUCAGAGCUAAUUAAACUGGUCAACUUGUUGCAUUAUAAAAGGGCUUUUGUCCCAUUUAAAUGUAUAUGAUAUAGGCUGACAAGCUUCAACAUUUCUUAUGGUUAAACGCUAAUAUAACAGGAGUGCAGAUGCUUUGAUCUCAAUCCCACUUAACUAGCAUUCACUGGCGGAUCCAGGUACAUCCUGGGAGGGACUGAAGCCCACCCCAAAAAUAUGGGCUUAAAAAAAUACUACAUCUAAUUUUAUUGGGUAUACAAUUAACUCAAGCCCACCCGACCCCAGCCCAACCUUUCUGGUUUGAGUUCUU